Pieris macdunnoughi is the source of this 936-nucleotide messenger RNA. The record is from the annotation of a GenBank genome assembly. NCBI's taxonomy places the organism in Eukaryota, Metazoa, Arthropoda, Insecta, Lepidoptera, Pieridae.
AUGUUAGGAUUUAUACGUGCAGCGAGCACGCAUCAUAGUAUGAUAAGCAUAGAUAACUUAGAAUACAUGAUAGGUAGAUUAAGAGAAAUAUAUAGUAAUAAUGAAAUCUUAGAUAUUGAUUUGAGAGAAUAUUAUAAUCUUAUAAAACCAGGUAGUUAUUUCAUAGGUAAGAGAAUUGUUAUAAUUUUUAAAAUUCCUGUAAUAUCUAAAGAUAGUUACGACUUAUUUAGGCUUGCCAUUGUUCCUAAUAAAUUCCAACAGACCUUUAUACCUAUACAUCCUUUCAUAGCAACCAAUGGGAAAUAUUUCAUGUAUUUGCAAACCGAAUGCCCGAAAGUCGGCGAAUACCUUCUCUGUGAGAAAAGCACAAAUUAUUACCAGCCUCAAGAACACGCAGAUUGUAUCCAGAGUAUUAUCAUUCAUCAAUCUUUAGAUAAAUCAUGUAUCCCCACUGAAGUCUCCAUCACAAGACAAGCUAUGGAACAACUGGAUGAUAGACACUAUACUAUUGUCUUCCCAAAGACUACGAAUGUCGAACUUCAAUGUGAACGGCAGGAAUAUGUAUCCUUAUCUGGCAGCUACUUAGCAACAAUUCCCCAUGAAUGUUCACUACGAACAGAUACCUUUAAGAUAACCAAUAGUGAAGAUGAAGUCAAGGGACAGCCGCUGAAGAUCACCGAAAUACGAAGUAAUUUCACUGAAGUUCAAGAUAACGAGAUUCCACAUAUAACUCUAAAUUCUUUGAAUCUCGAUAACUUACAUCAUCUGGAAAACAGAAUUAUGCUACAGAAUCCCAUACGUGUUGCCCACUUUGAUUCUUCACUGUACCAUACAACGUUGCCCCUCUAUGCACUUGUAUCUGGUAUAGUUAUAAUUUUCCUUGCCUAUAUUCUUCGACGAUACCUGCGAAAGAACCCUACUACACCAGAAGAUUAA